GGAACCCCGGCGUCCGAGCUGCUCCUUCCCUGGCUCCCCUUUUCCCCCUGGGGCUUCUUGGGGCUCCCAAGGUUGGCUCCUUUCGCAACCCAGAAGUGGCAUUUAGAUGUGGGUAGUCAGACCCACCCAGCCAGCCCCAAACGAACAAGUUGGGGCUAGCAGCAUCCAGCCGUGCAGAAAGCCACGGCCGCCUGCCCGGUCUUGUUGCUGAUAUCCAGGCCCCUUCCUGUCCACAGUGGUGUUGCUGAAAGAGCAAGAGUGCCCAGCUCCCAGCGGUCAAUCUGCCGGGCGAUGCGGCCCCGUCGCACCCGUCAUGCUUUGGAUUCGCUGACGCCCAGUCUGCCCCAUCUAGCACAUGGAUACAGACAGCCGCCGAAAAGCCAAGAGGCCCAGACAGGGUGGCGUUCGAAUCAGGAGUCAGCCUCUCUUUCCUGAGUAGACCGCUUGGUGCCUGUCCAGCUAGGAUCGAGGGAACCCUUUCUUCCUGGUUUGGUGUUCUGUUCUCUUUUUUUGAACAACCCUCUGCACUGCACAAGCUGUUUUAUUUCCUGAUUUUUCUCUCUGUGCCAUUAGCAGGCAGUUGAUCCAAAAGUGCUUCUCCCCCCCCCACCCCCAAAGUUCCUCUGGAUCCCUCUCUGUUGCCUUCUCUUUCCGGUGCCAUGUCGGGGAAUACGGCACCCUUCCUGGUGUGGGCCCAGGAAGUGGCCACGCUGCUGGUCCUCCGGGUACGCCGGACAGUCUUGCAGACGGCCAUUUUGCUCUGCGUCCUGCUGCUGCUCCUGUGGAUCUCCGUCUUCCUUUACGGCAGCUUCUACUACUCCUAUAUGCCUACGGUCAGCUACGUCAGCCCCGUACACUACCGGUUCAGGACAGAUUGCAGCCAUCCUGGGCCAGAACUCUGUUCGUUUCCUGUUGCCAAUGUUUCGUUCAUUAAGGACACCCGUGAUCAAAAGGUCCUCAUGUACGGGCAACCUUAUCGCAUUUCUCUAGAACUGGAGCUACCCGAGUCGCCGGUCAACCAAAAUCUGGGGAUGUUUAUGGUGGUCAUUUCCUGUUACACGAAAGGCGGCCGCAUCAUCUCCUCCUCUGCCAGAGCUGCGAUGCUCCACUACCGUUCGAGCCUUCUCCAAAUCCUGGACACGCUAGCUUUUGCCACUCUCUUCUUGGCUGGUUUUACGGAGCAGAAGCAAGUGGUGGAGGUUGAACUUUUCUCGGACUACAAGGAAGAUUCGUACACACCGACAGUCGGGGCCGUCCUUGAAAUCCAGACCACCAAGAUCCAGAUCUAUGGGUCCCAGCUGCGAAUUCACGCUCAUUUCACUGGAUUGCGGUACCUGCUCUACAACUUCCCCGUCACAUCAGCCAUUUUGGGGGUGGCCAGCAACUUCACCUUCUUGAGCGUCAUCGUCCUCUUCAGCUACCUGCAGUGGAUCUGGGGCAGUGUGUGGCCCAGGGAGUCCCUUUCGGUGCAGAUUUCGGGCCGCGAGCGAACAGGAACGCUACCAGCAGCGGAAGAUGUGCGCCGUCGGGUUGUGGUCCCUAAAGAAGAUGUUGAUGGAGAAGAGUUGACGCCUUGCCUUCUUCAGACAGAAGAUGUGGGUUCUGCUGACGGUGAAGAGCAGUCCGUGACAAGUGAGCGCAUUAUUGAAUUUUUCCCUUUAAACUAUGCUUUUGUCUAA
This is a messenger RNA of Pogona vitticeps (central bearded dragon), 1679 nucleotides long. The record is from RefSeq and is a predicted model, not a curated record. Lineage: Eukaryota; Metazoa; Chordata; Lepidosauria; Squamata; Agamidae.